AUGGGAAAUGUUACUGAUCGUAUUUCGCUUUUGGAGUUCAAAGCCAAGAUAGCCAGUGAUCCAUAUGGAAUCUUGAGCUCAUGGAACGAUUCUGUCAACUUCUGUCAAUGGCAAGGGGUUAUUUGUGGCCGAAAACACCAUAGAGUUGUGUCUCUAAACCUGCAUGGGCUGAGCUUGUCAGGGACCAUAUCUCCAUAUACAGGUAACCUCACCUUCUUAAGGGUCCUCAACCUUAGUGACAACAUAUUUUAUGGGGAAAUUCCCCAAGAAGUUGGCCGUCUGUUUCGUCUAAGACUUUUCUACCUGAAGAACAACACACUGGGAGGAGAAAUUCCAAUCAACAUCAGCUUCUGUUCAGAGCUCAGGGUUAUCAGUUUGGCCAUUAACCGCUUAGUGGGGGAAAUACCUGCGGAGCUAGGUUCUUUAAAGAAGCUCGUGGCACUUCUCCUCGGUUCAAACAACCUUAAGGGAAAGAUCCCACAUUCUGUUGGAAACCUUUCGUCCCUCCAAGGUUUCUUUGUAACAUAUAAUCAUAUGGAAGGAAAUAUUCCAAAUGAAUUGGGACGAAUAACAAGCUUAACUAUGCUUGGGAUGGGAAUCAAUAAUCUGGUUGGUUCAAUUCCUUCUACCCUCUACAACAUCUCAUCCAUCGUGGCGCUAUCUGUUUCAGAUAAUCAAUUGCAUGGAAGGCUCCCAGCAAAUAUAGGGCUCACUCUUCCUAACCUGCAAAUUUUUCAAAUCGGAGGGAAUCAAUUCCACGGAAGUAUUCCAGAUUCGUUGACGAAUGCUUCUCAGCUUGAAAUAUUUGACAUAUCUAGCAACAGAUUCACAGGACAACAAUCUCCAAAACUAUAUCUUGCUGAUAAUAAUUUUGGCGGUGCAUUACCGAGCACUAUAGCAAAUAUGUCUACCCUUGGGGAUUUAGGUUUAGGAAUGAACCAAAUAUCCGGUAGAAUUCCAGCAGACAUUGGGAAUCUAGUCAAUUUGUAUCGACUAGGCAUGGAGGAAAACCUUUUUUCUGGCAGCAUUCCCAUUUCUUUCGGGAAGCUUCAAAAGCUGCAACUAUUGUCUUUGCAUGCAAACAUGUUGUCUGGACAAAUCCUCAAUCCCUAG
Hevea brasiliensis (rubber tree) is the source of this 1113-nucleotide messenger RNA. Its product is annotated as LRR receptor-like serine/threonine-protein kinase EFR. The record is from RefSeq and is a predicted model, not a curated record. The transcript is spliced from 2 exons. NCBI's taxonomy places the organism in Eukaryota, Viridiplantae, Streptophyta, Magnoliopsida, Malpighiales, Euphorbiaceae. Bases 1 to 1113 code for a protein of 370 amino acids. Gene Ontology annotation, molecular function: protein binding.